AUUGUUUUGAAAACAUUUAGUAAAAUGAUUCUCCCUUGUUUUCGGUAUAAUCAAAUCUUUCAAGGUUUUAAAAAAUUUUCAAGCCAUGUCUCCAUAAGGCAAAUUUUCGGAACAACUAAAGAACGACAAGAAAAACGGGAGAAAAUUUUAGCUGAACUAAAAAAGGGUUAUAUUAACGAUCUAAAAGAAGUGAGGACCACAGGUGGAAAACGAUAUCUGGCAUUGAGUGAACCAUUUCCUAAGGAGGAAUCUACAGUUUUGCCAUCAAUUCAAGGAAUGGCACUGGCGGGUCAAACCGUGACUCUCCCUCAAGAUUGUCGGGGUAGCGUCACCUUACUUCUACUGUGGACUCGUCAACAUGGCCAGAAAGCCUGCGACAUGUAUCGAAACACGUUUUGGAAGAAUUUUAAAACUAUCAGGAACACAAAUUAUUACGAGGUGAACUUGAUUGACAACUGGUUGUUUAGAAAGAUGAGGUUAUUCAUCAACACGAAUCUACAAAAACAAAUACCUUUAGAUCGCCAGGAUCGCUUCUUGUGUUGUUACGAUGGAGCAUCCGAGAUUGUUGAUAAGCUUUUUGAGAAUAGCUUGGUUGGGCAUGCCAUUUUGUUGGAUCAUUCUGGCCUUGUCAGAUGGACGGCUCACGGUCCACCAACAGACGAAGAACUACUGUACUUAACCAAAUGUACAAACAAUUUACAUAAUGAAAUACCAGGAACAAAACUGACAAACUGAAAAACAAAAAUCUUCAGACACGACUCUUUAAUUGUGUUGUCAAGACUCAAGAAUUAAAAAAAGUACUUGUAAAUACUGGUUUAAUAUUGUUUGUGAUACCAUCACCAGCUGGGUACAUAUUAUUUCAUACUACACACAGCUUGUUGUAGUUCGAAAAAUAGGUACGAAAACCUACCGCGCAUAAAU
Dendronephthya gigantea is the source of this 921-nucleotide messenger RNA. RefSeq lists its product as uncharacterized. Gene Ontology annotation, cellular component: mitochondrial inner membrane. The record is from RefSeq and is a predicted model, not a curated record. The transcript is spliced from 7 exons. Bases 25 to 735 code for a protein of 236 amino acids. Gene Ontology annotation, biological process: mitochondrial proton-transporting ATP synthase complex assembly. NCBI's taxonomy places the organism in Eukaryota, Metazoa, Cnidaria, Anthozoa, Malacalcyonacea, Nephtheidae.